Molecule: messenger RNA, 1647 nt
Organism: Solea senegalensis (Senegalese sole)
Lineage: Eukaryota; Metazoa; Chordata; Actinopteri; Pleuronectiformes; Soleidae
Product: neuronal calcium sensor 1
Exons: 8
Coding region: 4-576 (190 amino acids)
Molecular function (GO): calcium ion binding; calcium sensitive guanylate cyclase activator activity
Source: RefSeq, a predicted model, not a curated record
AUCAUGGGUAAAUCCAACAGCAAGCUCAAACCCGAGGUGGUGGAGGAGCUGACGAGGAAAACCUACUUUACAGAGAAAGAGGUGCAGCAGUGGUACAAAGGCUUCAUUAAAGACUGUCCGAGUGGGCAGCUGGACGCUGUGGGCUUUCAGAAGAUAUAUAAGCAGUUCUUUCCUUUUGGAGAUCCCACAAAGUUUGCUUCCUUUGUCUUCAACGUCUUUGACGAAAAUAAGGACGGGCGUAUCGAGUUCUCCGAGUUCAUCCAGGCCUUGUCGGUGACUUCUCGGGGCACUCUGGACGAGAAGCUGAGAUGGGCGUUUAAAUUAUACGACCUGGAUAACGACGGCUACAUUACCCGCGAUGAGAUGUUGAACAUCGUCGACGCCAUAUAUCAGAUGGUGGGGAACACCGUGGAGCUGCCGGAGGAGGAGAACACACCAGAGAAGCGCGUGGACCGAAUUUUUGCGAUGAUGGACAAGAAUGCAGACGGGAAGCUGACUCUGCAGGAGUUUCAGGAGGGCUCAAAGGCGGACCCUUCUAUUGUCCAGGCGUUGUCACUCUAUGACGGACUCGUGUAGCACUGUAAGACGGACCAAACUCGGCGUCCUUCUGCGCAUCACACGCCAGUCCCCGCACCAUCACACCCGCGACAGGAGGAAGCCACGCCCACCUUGUCCACCCAGGAGAAGUGGACUGCGUACUUUUCUUCGUCAAAUAGCUGUUUGUCAACAUUUCCACAAAAAGGACCUGUGAAGAAAUAUUACCGUAUGUCCUCUGACGGGAGAAGUCCCUGAGUCAUUCGUCCGUGCUUCUGCAACCGUGCGGCACCGCGUGGCACCGUCGCGUGUCGAGUCGCGGUUCCGUCCGCGGACAGAAGCAGGAACCCGUGUUCCGAAACGUCGGCGCGCGUCUUCGCCGAGAGAUGCCCGGUGGCACCGUGCUCCAGCUUCAGAGUCUGAAUCUGGGGGGGGGAAAAAAAAGUGGACAAAUGUAUGACGGGGUGAAAAUGUGAACACUCGCUUCAAGUCUCAAAGAAGUAUCGUGUACAUUGUGAUGAUAAUGUAAAUAUGACUGUAAUUUAUUUUCUGCUUUGCGGCAUUUAUGGGAAUCUCCUCAUAAAUAUGGAAUGAAGUUUUAAUUUUUUAUCAAAUUGUGUUGAAACGUACUGCACUGUAUUUUUUAUUACCGUCGUGGAAUCGUUCGUCUUUAUUUAUUAUUCUCUCACAUUCUGAAGUUUCCUUAUUUGUCGAAGACGUGCUGAAGAAGUUUUUUUUCUAUGGAUCACUUUACCAUGUUUGCCAUCUGUGCGUUCAUUUCCCCGAGGCUGCACAGGACAUGACCGAGCGAUGCGUGGAAUUCUCGCGGCUUGCGUCGCUCCCGAGUCCCCGCCCUCUGCAUACACGGCGCCGUGGUCGUCGAGCGCGAAUCAACUCUGGCUGUGAAGCUUUCGUGUGCGCCGUGGUAUUUUGUCCCGCGCGAGGCCAGAGCAUGAGCCUCUUGCUUUUUCAUUCUCGGUUCCCUUCAGUUCGAGCGUCGAGAUGUUUUAUUUGCUUCACUGGUUUUAAGGCGUGUGCAAAAAAAUUGAUAAAUGUCAUCGAUCUGUUUGAUUAGCAGUGUAAGAGCACAGAAUAAAAAUGCAUUCAAGUGGC